CGGCCGGGCAGGGCAGCGUCCUGUCCCCUCGACGCCUCUCGCCUUUGUGUGUCUCCUCGAUCUUCACCGCUCGGUGCCCGUCCCUUCCCUCCUCCCUCUCCUCCUCCUCCUUCCCUCGCCUUCUCCCCCGGAGCCGCCGCCUUGGCGAGGGGGCUCCCCCCCUCUUUCACCUCGGGGGGCAGCGUAGGGGAGGCCGUGGCAAUAAUUGCCCUGGUAAAGCCGUCAAGGCUCUGUCACACCCCCAGAGUGUGAUGUUCAGGGUCAGAAAUGCCUUAUGUGGAUCGUCAGAAUCGCAUUUGUGGUUUCCUAGAUAUUGAAGAAAAUGAGAAUAGUGGGAAAUUUUUGCGGCGGUACUUCAUUCUGGACACACGAGAAGACAGUCUGGUGUGGUACAUGGAUAACCCACAGAAUCUUCCCUCUGGAUCUCCACCUGUUGGAGUCAUUAAACUUACCUAUAUUUCAAAGGUUAGCGAUGCAACCAAGCUAAGGCCAAAGGCAGAAUUCUGUUUUGUUAUGAAUGCAGGGAUGAGAAAAUACUUUCUUCAAGCCAAUGAUCAGCAGGACCUAGUUGAAUGGGUAAAUGUUCUGAACAAAGCUACCAAAAUCACAGUACCAAAGCAGUCUGAUCCUCUGUGUCAAAUGGAUAAUGCAAAUCGUCAAGCUGAAAGCCCAGGUGGGAAGAAGCAAGUGUCUUACAGGACAGAAAUUGUUGGUGGUGUUCCUAUCAUCACACCUACCCAGAAAGAAGAAAUCAGUGAGUGCAGUGAAGGGGGUGAUAGGAAUUAUUUGAAACGGUCACAAAGUCACCUUCCAUAUUUUAGUGCUAAGCAUCCCCCAGAUAAUGCUAUUAUCAAAGCUGGCUACUGUGUAAAACAAGGAGCAGUGAUGAAGAACUGGAAGAGAAGAUACUUUCAGUUAGAUGAAAACACAAUAGGAUAUUUCAAGUCUGAACUGGAAAAGGAACCUCUCAGGGUUAUACCACUUAAGGAGGUCCAUAAAGUUCAGGAAUGCAAGCAAAGUGAUAUAAUGAUGAGAGACAAUCUCUUUGAAAUUGUAACAACUUCUCGAACCUUUUAUGUACAGGCGGACAGCCCAGAAGACAUGCACAGUUGGAUAAAAGCAAUUUCUGGGGCCAUUGUAGCACAGAGGGGACCUGGAAGAUCAGCAGCUUCCAUGCGGCAGGCCAGAAGGCUGUCGAAUCCUUGUAUACAGAGGUAUACAUCAAGAACUGGUGAAUGCAGCACGUUUGCACUGUUUUUUCUUACUUUUAAAAAUAAUUGGAAAUUAAAAAUGGCAAAAACAUUUUAUACUUCAGAGAGUACUAUAUAUUUAAACGAGCAUACCGAGCCUCCUGCAGAACCCAACCAUGCUCCCCGUCCUGCCGGCCCAGCCCCAGCCACCCCACAUUCCGCAGCCUCUCUCGGCAGCCCUCUGGUCCCCAACCCUCCCACCAAACACCCUGCCUUGGAGAAGCGAGGAUUUCACGAGUCUUUUACCAAGGCCAAGCCAGGGAGCUACAAGAUCCAGGUUGUCGCUCCAAGAGAAUCAGCUUCCAAAGUGACUGAACAGGGCCUCUGGGAACCCCAAAGUAAAAAUGGCACUCAGGAACAGGAUCCUGGCCUUGUGGAUCUGGAUGAUGCAAGCCUUCCAGUUAGUGACGUGUAGGGAUGGAAGCGUUUGGAGAACGAUCCAUUUUGUUCGGUCCUCUUAAUUUCCUUGCUCGGACUUUUAACCAAAGAAAAUGAUAGGAAAGGAGAACAAAAAAAACCGGAACACUGAUUUUUUAUAUAUAUAUGUACAUGUGUGUUUCUGGGCACACGUGUGUAUAUAUAAGUGUUUAUAUAUUGCCUUGCCAGCUGAAGGUCAGAAACGGACCUUAAUGCGUUUUCUCAAAGCCUGAUAGUAAAUCACUUACUAGGGAGGGGCCAAACUGCACAAUUUAGGAGAAAAACAACAAAAAAAAAAAACCCAAAAGACAAAAGCAAAAAAAAGUACUUCUGCAACUAAGCAAGGUACCAGCAGCUUCUCAUUCCUAAUCUGGCCAAUUUACUAAAUUUACAACUAAUGCUCUAUUGUGGAGAACUUAUUGCCAACAAAUGUGAUUCUUUAGUUUCAUUUUGAACUACAGUAAGAUUUUAGGCGUGGAUGAGAAUUGGUUCUCUCCAUGAUUCUCAGAUACCAGGAAAUGCACAAAAUGUUUUUUUCUGUUCUCUAGUAUCAACAGUGUCAACUGAUUUGUUACCAGAACAAGAAUUCUGAACUCCCUUGGAAUUCUAAUUAUGGUGCUGUAAAAAUUCCACUAAAAUAAUAUUUUGAAUAGUCAGCCUAUUUUUAAUGCACUCCUAAAGGUGGGUUGUAACUUUUUGCACAUUUGGAUUUUAAUGGAAUGCAUGUAACGAAUGGUGUUUUGGAGGGGGGGAGAAGAGAAAUUGGACUUUGGAAUUUGGACACUUUAGAUCUUUUGAACUAAGUCGGGUUUAUAUUGUGUUACAUUAGGCUUUGCAGCAAUUAUUUUUCGUAAAUGUCUAACCGUAUCGUUCGAUAACUGUUUGGAGAAUGGUUUUCUUAUCAGUGCUUUGUGAACAGUUCUUGUUUCUAGAUUGAUCAGUGGAAGACCUCGUUUAGUUUUGUCAUUAUUGGUACUGAACUGUUCAUAGUCAUGCAAUUGUGGCCUAUAACUUUUGGUGCACUAAGGAUCUUAAGUGCCUGUGUUUUUCCUCACGUUGUUGAAACACUUGGAUUCGUGAUGUACACAGACCGCUCCUAAGGGGUUUGGAUGUUGGCUUGGAGUUGCUCUGAAUGGCAUGGUUGGAAACAGCUUUUUAAAACAGAAAACUUGUGCUAGGGAUACCAGUGUUCUGGUAUUGCACCUACUAGCUGUGCAAUAUAUGGGUUUCUUUAAAAAAAAUGAGUAUUUGUUGUUUGUGUACACUGUGUUACGGGGCUUCAGUGAUGCAAGUGAAAAAGAACCUUUACAUUUCAAGUAUUGGAUUAGAUUGAGUGUCUACUUUUCAUCAUUUUUGAAAAAUGUUUGCUUUAAUCAAAACCCCACAAAUAUCUCAUGCUGCUGCUUAUUGUGAUUCAGAUUGUCCACCUUUGUGCUAUUUUUUUUUUUGUCUACUGGAACCUAAGAUACAUAUCAUACAAGUCCAUCUUCUCUCCAACUUCCAAACGGACUUCCUGCUUGAGAGAUAUGGAUGGCUUUACCACAAUAAUUUGUUGAUCCACAGAUAGAAUAAUUGGUGUCAUAUAAGAAUGAACUAUAGUCUAAUUUCAAAACCUUAAAUUAUAUCAGCACCUUCUUUUUUUUUUUCUUUAUCCAUAAGCUAACUAAUCACUGUCUGGAGGCAGUGGUGUUUGUAAAUUACUGGUUUUAUUUGACUCAUUAGGUAUAUGUGAAACUAGCACAGAAUUGGAAGUUACUGUAAAUGUCUGAACUAGUAUUGUUAGGUUUUAACUUCUAUAAAGAUAUAAAACAAUAGCUCUUUAAAAGCUUAUUUUUUCACAAGUACAUUCUGUGUGGAAGACACUUUGCAUUGAAAUAUUUUUACUGUAGUGUAAUAUCUGAAAUCACUUCUCUGGUACAGCUUUCACACUGCAUGUUCAUUUUACUAUCUUUUGGUAUUGGCAAUUUUACACAUUGGGUGGAGGUAAAGCAGCUCCGUUAUGGGACUUACAAAAAGAGGAAAAAAAAAAAAAGAAAGAAAAAAGAAAAGAACUACUGUUGUAGUUCAGUAGCAUAGGGAAAUAUUUGUGGUUGGUAAUUGUCAGGGUCUCCUAUUUAUCAGUACUUUUAUAAAUCUAUGAAAAUUGUUAAAUUAUUUUAGGAACAGUGCUGUAAAUAUGUCACAUUUAAAUUGUCAAUAAAUCAGUUUGGGUAACUUAAA
This is a messenger RNA of Calidris pugnax (ruff), 3887 nucleotides long. RefSeq names its product pleckstrin homology domain containing A1 (gene PLEKHA1). The coding region runs from base 268 to 1665 and encodes 465 amino acids. Lineage: Eukaryota; Metazoa; Chordata; Aves; Charadriiformes; Scolopacidae. The transcript is spliced from 15 exons. Gene Ontology annotation, cellular component: cytoplasm; membrane. Gene Ontology annotation, molecular function: PDZ domain binding. The record is from RefSeq and is a predicted model, not a curated record.